GUGUGUGUAAGGAAGACAAAAUGAACAACCUUCACGUAAUAAUCCAUUGUUUCAAGAAACAAUCUCAAUCUUUCUUGUUCUUGGUUCUUGUUUAACUCGUUAUCUUUCCCCUCUAUCUCUUAACAACAACUCAAUCUGUUCCUUUUUUUGUGUGUCUCUGUCUCUCUAUUACCAAGUUUUGUCUGUCAAUUUUAAGUUCUGUAAAAGAAAGAAGAAACAAAAACGAAUUCUCUAACCGUUAAAACAAUACCAUUAUUUUUCUUGUUCUUGUUUUUUUGAUAAAGAUACAACAAGAAAGAAUAUAGAAAGAGAAAAAGAAAGAUAAUUUAUUAUGGGGGCGGUUUUUCCCGCCGGAAUUCUGAUCGCCGCCGUGCUUUUACCGGCGACAGUGGUUCUUUGUUAUUCUUUUCCUACAAUGCUUACCUUGGAGAGAGGGAUUCCAGCGAGUCAUAAGCUAGAGUUAAGUCAGCUUAAGGAGAGAGAUAGUUUUAGACAUAGAAGAAUAUUGCAGUCUACUACAAGUGGGGGAGUUGUUGAUUUUCCAGUUCAAGGCACUUUUAAUCCUUUUCUUGUUGGGCUUUAUUUUACAAGAGUACAAUUGGGCUCUCCUCCAAAAGAUUUCUAUGUACAAAUAGAUACUGGGAGUGAUGUUCUCUGGGUUAGUUGCAGCUCCUGUAAUGGUUGCCCUGUUACUAGUGGACUCCAAAUUCCACUCACUUUCUUUGAUCCGGGAAGCUCUACAACAGCUGCAUUGGUCUCUUGUUCAGAUCAACGUUGCACUGCUGGAAUUCAAUCAUCAGAUUCUCUAUGUUCUUCUAGAACUAAUCAGUGUGGUUAUACAUUCCAAUAUGGGGAUGGUAGUGGCACUUCAGGCUAUUAUGUGGCCGAUCUAAUGCAUCUUGAUACAGUUCUUAGUGGGUCUGUGACUAAUAAUUCUUCAGCUCCUGUUGUCUUCGGGUGUAGCACAUUACAAACUGGGGACUUGACAAAGUCUGAUAGAGCAGUUGACGGGAUCUUUGGUUUUGGCCAACAAGAAAUGUCCGUCAUCUCCCAGCUAGCUUCACAGGGAAUAACACCAAGGGUCUUCUCCCACUGUUUGAAAGGAGACGACUCUGGUGGCGGCGUGUUGGUUCUUGGAGAAAUUGUGGAGCCAAAUAUCGUUUAUACUCCACUUGUCCCAUCACAGCCUCAUUAUAAUUUAUACCUUCAGAGCAUUUCUGUUGCUGGCCAAACUUUGGCCAUUGAUCCAUCAGUUUUUGGAGCAUCGAGCAAUCAAGGAACAAUAGUUGAUUCUGGAACAACCUUGGCAUACCUUGCAGAAGGAGCUUAUGAUCCUUUUGUCAGUGCUCUGAAGUGUUCAGUUCUUCUUACGCAGAUUACAAGCGUUGUUUCACUAAAUGCCCGCACAUAUCUUUCCAAAGGAAAUCAGUGUUAUCUAGUCACCUCCAGUGUUAAUGAUGUAUUUCCUCAAGUUAGUUUAAACUUUGCUGGCGGUGCAUCAUUGAUUUUAAAUCCUCAGGACUACCUUCUGCAGCAAAAUUCGGUAGGUGGAGCUGCAGUGUGGUGUGUUGGUUUUCAAAAAACUCCAGGUCAACAGAUAACUAUCCUAGGAGAUCUUGUUCUUAAAGACAAAAUAUUUGUUUAUGAUAUUGCUAAUCAACGGGUUGGAUGGACUAAUUAUGAUUGUUCGAUGUCAGUGAAUGUCUCUACGACUACAAAUACCGGCAAAAGCGAGUUUGUCAAUGCAGGAGAGUUCAGUAACAACAAUUCACCAAGGAAUGUGCCUUACAAUCUGAUACUAAUAAUAACCAUGACAGUUCUCCUUCUGCAUAUGUCUACUCUGGGCCGUGGUCAUCUGUUUUCAUAGCAUAUUCUGAACUUCUAUUCUUUCUUUCAUUGUAAUUGCUCUUGCCGGUUUAUAUUUGUCGCGACCCGCAGAGCCAUGCCACUCAUAGUUCAGUCAGGGCUGGCGGCUGCUUGGUGUGCUUUGUAACUGAUUUUUUUUCCUUGAGAAUAUAAUGUCCCAUCAGCCCUGUAAUACUGAGACUUGCUUGCUGUAGGAGUCCGUCUUUUGAGAGCUUUGUAAAUUACAUUGCAUACAGGAUCAAUGAUGUAACAGUAGAAUGAAUUUAUAGAAAUUUCUUAGCUUCCUUA
This is a messenger RNA of Ricinus communis (castor bean), 2154 nucleotides long. Its product is annotated as aspartic proteinase 36. The coding region runs from base 332 to 1867 and encodes 511 amino acids. NCBI's taxonomy places the organism in Eukaryota, Viridiplantae, Streptophyta, Magnoliopsida, Malpighiales, Euphorbiaceae. The transcript has 10 exons. Gene Ontology annotation, molecular function: aspartic-type endopeptidase activity. The record is from RefSeq and is a predicted model, not a curated record. Gene Ontology annotation, biological process: proteolysis.